CGGCCUUUAUUUCCUGUGGAAAUCGGUUGACUAAACUUGUUCUAUUUCGGCUUGGACUUUAUCUUGUCUUCGCAAGACCAAGAGCAUUUAUUUUUUUAUAUUAGCGCAUCCGCUUCAAUUACAGGAGCGUUGUGUUGUCGCAACACCUCGAAACAAACAGCUGCCCUGACCAGUUCUUGCCGUAUUAAGUCUAAGCACUUGUAAAAACUCUCUACAUCUUCUACCACACUGGACGGUCGUGUACGCAUCCCAUCGAUACGCACUUGCAUUUGCAAUUGCAACCAAUCUAAAGAAUCAACCCACUUUCUGCAAAGGAGCCCAGUUUAUUUUACCUUAAACGUCCGAGUCUUCAGAAUCAGAUCUUCAUUUUGUACCAAAAAAAUGACGAUGAUUUCUGUGCGGUUGCUGUCGUUGGUGUCGAUCUAUUCGUUUCUGCAGCGCUCGUAUGGCGCGGCUUGGAAGGUCCCCUCCGACAAAUCCUCGAUGCCAGCUGCAGCUUACCAGGUGGAACAUCAUCGUCCAGCUCCAGCUGCACCGUACCCCGUCGAUCAGCCGCAGGAGACAAUGAGCAAUCUCGGGGAAUCCGCGCCUCAGAAGUAUGGCUCUCACAUUCUACUGCCCCCCCGAGGAGUGUCUGCCGGGAGGAAAGCGUACCUGAGAUGGAAAGAAACUGCGGUCUUUCGCAGGGAAGAGGCACUGCGAUCAGUAAUCCGGAAAGGCUUCGAAGCCUAUACUACAGCAGUCUGGCUGAAACAUUUGCAGUUUCCAUAUCCCGCGACGGAUUCUGUGGCGGUCAAGAAGGUGUACAAGGAGGCCGGCAGCGCCCUGCUCGAAACUUUGUUAAAACACCCAGCGUGGGGUGCGCUUGCCAACACCGAGGCUGGUGCUGUCAACAAGGGCAGUGAGGUGCCCGCCGCCCUGGAGAAAGCUUUGAAAGAACCCCUGGACGAAAUAAAAGAAAAUGUGGAAGCGGCAGCCACGCAAAGGUACAAUGACAAGGCCGCGAAGCAUAAGAAUUCCGUGGAGUAUGACUAUGACAAGUCCAAGGAGUUGUAUGACAAGUCCGCGAAAGAUUUUUUCAUCCACUGCAAAGCCUUGGUCGAUGCCAUCGUGGUCAACUCUACCUCUACCUGGCGCAGCGCCGUGAAGCGCAAUGCGAUUCAUCAGAAAGAUUGCGUGGGAGCUUGGCUCGCGAUGAGUUUUGAUUUGCCAGACGGAUGGAGGAGAAUGGUCUGAUCCUGAUGGCGAGACGUGAGUUACCAUGCGGCGAUCAAGCGGGAUCAUGAUUUUCAAGAAGCACGCGAGAUUUUACUGAAAUAACGAGAUCUACUUGACAAAGACAAGCUCAAGCUAAAGAUGAGCGUCGUUGAGGUUAUAGUAUGGAACUUUCUCAAGCUAGUAUUUGUACAAAUUAUCGGUCAACAUAAUUGCUUCGGCUAAUAUCUUCUUCAAAGGAGUCGCACCAUUCCUUCUACGUAGCCCCGAUUUGUUGAGAGGGGCCAGUAGAAAUAGAGAAGUGAUAGUAUUAGCAACACACGCACAUCCACGAUUUUUCGAAGAUCUCCGACAAGAAUUCCUUAAACGAGACCGGAGAGUGCGUUUUGAUUGAUUGAUCAUUGUAUACUAGUUUUGGAAACCUAAUUGUUUUGCGGAAGGUCAACAUCACUUUCUCUAGUUUUGGAAGCUAGUGCAAACACAACAGCUGUACGAGGGCGCACCACCAAGCACGCACGUACAGCAGAGCGGGCACAGGACUAGAUGCCUGCGUCUGUUUUUAAAAAACUCUCUCCUGUCGAGCUUUGUGCUUUUUACCUUUAAGGUAUACCAAAUACAAACUCAACAAAAAAGCACUUCAAAACUCACUGAAAAACCACUCUUCCACUCUUCUUUACAUUCAAACAAAAUCAAAAUUUCUAAAUAUUGAUUUCUAGCAAGAAGUACUCCUCGUCGGUAAAAGCAAAGCUUACGAAAAAAAGAGCUUAGUAGAAACUGACCGUAGAGAUCAAUACAACAAGAAACCAUGAUGGUGCGCGAUGUCCAUCAUGCAUGACAGACGAUGGCGAAGAAGAGAUGAAGGACAUGGAACGUGAACAAUGUACAACUACAAAAAGGUAUAGCCACAGUGGAUCUUCAUCUCCUACAUAGGAGUAAUAUAAUGUCCUGCAACCCGACGUCCAGAUGAAACACGGCGGCGAGGAUUUUUAGUGCAGCUGUGCUACUUGGAUCGUACUCGUUUGGGUCUUUUUCCUAUAGUUCGCGACAAGUGUUCCGCGCUUCCUUGUUCGUUGUUAAAUAGCA
Molecule: messenger RNA, 2298 nt
Organism: Amoebophrya sp. A120
Lineage: Eukaryota; Dinophyceae; Syndiniales; Amoebophryaceae
Source: the annotation of a GenBank genome assembly